Molecule: messenger RNA, 402 nt
Organism: Entamoeba dispar SAW760
Lineage: Eukaryota; Evosea; Mastigamoebida; Endamoebidae
Exons: 1
Coding region: 1-402 (133 amino acids)
Source: RefSeq, a predicted model, not a curated record
AUGAGUAAUUCAGGAGAUAAAAAUGAAUAUGAAGAAAUACUUAGAGAAAGAAAAAGGAUGUCAAGAAAUGAAGAGACAUUAGUAUAUAAUGGAUUGCUUUAUCUUCUAGUUAAAAUGGGAUUUGAUGCACAAGUAAAAAAAACAAAAAAGACUAUUCAUACAAUUAAAAUGUUAAUUGUUGAAGAAAUAAAAUAUAGACCAACUGGAAAAGUAUUAAAUCAAGCAGAAAUUGCAUAUUUUUCACAAUUUUUAUUAUCAGAUUUAGGUUAUAUUCCAUUAAAAGAAAAUUCUAUGACUUUAAAACAAUUAAAAAGGUCAAGAGAAGCUCAAUUAAAUAAUGCACUUUUAUACAUUCUUUCUUCUAUUGGAUUUACUUUCGAUGAAAAGAAAGUAAAAGUCUAA